Colletotrichum destructivum is the source of this 1151-nucleotide messenger RNA. RefSeq names its product Putative lysosomal cystine transporter. The record is from RefSeq and is a predicted model, not a curated record. Gene Ontology annotation, biological process: L-cystine transport. Lineage: Eukaryota; Fungi; Ascomycota; Sordariomycetes; Glomerellales; Glomerellaceae. Gene Ontology annotation, cellular component: vacuolar membrane; fungal-type vacuole. The coding region runs from base 210 to 1046 and encodes 278 amino acids. Gene Ontology annotation, molecular function: L-cystine transmembrane transporter activity. The transcript has 2 exons.
CCUUCCUAUCCUGCAUCCUUCUUACACGCAUCCAUCCGCACACGAAACCCUUUCCCUAUCCACACAACCCAAAAACCUUACAGGUUGGCUGGCUUAACAAAGGGUGCUCAUGAGAGGGACAGAAACCAGCGGCGCAAAAUAAAAAUAAAACCCCGUCAGAACUUGGUAAUCGACGCCCGAGCAACUUCACCCGACGAGCGCUUCAUGAAAUGACGACUGAACUCCUUCCUUUCCUGUCCGCCGUCUUCGGCUGGAUCUACUUCCUCUGCUGGUCCGGCUCCUUCUACCCGCAGCCUUUCCUCAACUUCUACAGAAAAACCACGGCCGGCACGACCGUUGACUUUCCGUUGAUCAAUUGCCUGGGUUUCCUCGCCUACUUCGUCUCCAAUGCCGCCUUCUACUACUCUCCUCUCGUCCGUUCGCAGUAUGCUGCACGUAACCACGGCCUGACCCCGACCGUUGCCUUCAACGACAUCACCUUCGCCGCCCAUGCCCUCCUCCUCUCGUGCAUAACCACCUCCCAAUACAUCCCCAAGCUCUGGGGCUUCGCGCCGGCACACGGGACGAAGCCGAGCCGCUUUAUCUCGGGAAUCGCUGCCGGUUGCGUCGUUGGCGUCAUCGUCAUUGGGUUCGUCGUCGCUGCUGCCCCGGGCGACGGCGACCCGCGCACGAGCUGGUGCGCCCUCGACGUCGUCUACGCCGUCUCCUACGUCAAGCUCGUCAUCACCCUCAUCAAGUAUACCCCGCAGGUCAUCACCAACUACCGCAACAAAUCGACCAAGGGCUGGUCCAUUUGGCAGAUCCUCCUCGACUUCUCUGGCGGUCUGUUGUCUGUGGGCCAGCAGGCCAUCGACUCGUACAUGCAACGCGACUGGUCUGGAAUCACGGGCAACCCGGUCAAGUUUGCGCUGGGCAACGUCUCCAUGGUAUACGAUAUCGUUUUCAUGACGCAACACUACAUUCUGUACCGCGGUUCUGACGGCAAGGCCGACGAAAGGGACUCGCUUCUCCGAGGGGACGACGAAGAACAUCAGAGACUAGACUAGAGCAAAUUUCGCUAUGUAGUAUUACUUAUCUAGGAGGUAGUGUCCAAAGACUAUAGAAGAUCUCGCUGCCUUUCUGACAUGCAACAUGGCACUAGGCGUUUUGCU